Messenger RNA from Plasmodium cynomolgi strain B, 993 nucleotides. RefSeq names its product mitogen-activated protein (MAP) kinase phosphatase. The transcript has a single exon. Lineage: Eukaryota; Apicomplexa; Aconoidasida; Haemosporida; Plasmodiidae. Bases 1 to 993 code for a protein of 330 amino acids. Gene Ontology annotation, biological process: protein dephosphorylation. The record is from RefSeq and is a predicted model, not a curated record. Gene Ontology annotation, molecular function: protein tyrosine/serine/threonine phosphatase activity.
AUGGGAGGAGAAGAAUGCCCAAACAAAUUUGAAGCCACGAUUUUGUACAGAACCUACUUCGUGAAGGACGACUUGCGAGAGGAUAUCUUUUUCCCUCUACUAGAUGCAGCUCACUUUAUCGAAGAAAUGCUAAGGAGUGAUGAAGGAAAUAAAAUACUUGUACAUUGCAACAAGGGAGUCUGCAGAUCCGUCAUUGUCGUUAUAUUUUUUCUCAUGACCCAUUUGGGGUUAUCUUUUGGCGAUGCGUUCGACCUGGUGAAGAGACGGCGUCCUCUGUCCAACCCCAAUUUGAGCUUCGUCUCGCAGUUGUUGCGCCUGUUUGGGUUACGCACGCGACUGAGAAGCGGCGGCAGGGAAGGAACGGCUCGGGCGGGAAGCACCACGGAAGCGGCUAUGGAGGGCAGCACCACGGAAGCGCCUCGGGCGGGCAGCACCACGGAGGCGGCUCUGGAGGGAAGCACUGCGGAAGCGGCUCUAGCGGGAAGCACCACGGAAGCGGCUCGGGUGGACCCCCCCCAACGUCUCCCCCCCCCCGGGGAAGUCACGCUCAUUUUCCGAAUCGAUGGGGCAGCAGGUAAGGCACUCACCCUGACCAACCUGAUGAGCCUCUCCGCAGACGCGGACGCCUGCACCAACGCUGACAGUGCCAGUACAAACCCCACAGAGAUAGACCAGCGAUUUAACUACGUGUUGACAAAGGACCUUCGCGCAUUCUACUUGCUGCUGCUUGACCCUACCUUCGAAGACCUAUGCACCCCCCUGCUUGAACGCUUUGCGCGGAUAUGUCGAGCCUUUUUUCAUGGUGGCCCUGCCGACUCGACCGACUCGACCGACUUGACCAACUCGACCGACUUGACCCAAACUGUUGUUCGCGCCGACGUCGGCGAGCUCAUGCAACGACUUCGAUUGGACACACAACUGUUUAGCCGCCUCCCCUGCAACGACGGGGCGUACCGAAGGCUGCAGGAGGCGCUGCAGGGGGGUGAGCAGUAG